UUGGCGUACAACCCUAUUGGAUCCUUUCCUUCCCAACGAAGGCAGCCCCGCAAUGGGUCGCUCGUCUUCCUCUCCGCCUUUCUCCCCCACACGCUGUCAGCCACAACCGCCUCCUCCUCUUCCUCUUCUCCGCACUUGUCACCCCCUCUCCCUCAAGAAUAUCCACGGGACACCGCUCAGCCUCUUCUCCGUCUUGGUGCUGAGCAAGAAGAUGGGGCGGAUCUGGGCGUCGGCUCCCGUGCCACUUCCCUGGAACGAGGGAUCUCGCCAGUGUGAUCUCCCUACAUGGCGAGGAGGAGGGGAGGACCGCAACAUCGGUCAGAGAAGGUGGGGAGGAAUGGAUGCCAACAAGGGAGGCGGCUCAGCGUUGCCCACUCCCCACCGGCCUCCUUUGUCUCCCAAACACAUAUGGCUGCAAUCCUUCCUCUGCUCUGGUGUCGUGGGAGCAAGAACAAGGGCAGAAAUGAUUUGUAUCUACAUCCAGUGUUCACACGGCCAGAUCGAUGGAUCUGCCUCAUCCAGAUCUUCCACAAGGGCACGAGGUGGUGCUGAAGUCGGCUAGGAGGGGUAGCGCCGUGAUGAUGCGGAAGCGACCGGGGAUCAUUAUCUAACACUGCAGAAACAGAACAUUUGGUUGUUCUGAUCACUUAAAAUUGCUCCAGUUUUAAAGCACAUUAGGAAUGACCAAUCGAACGAAUAGCAUGGUGGAUGGUGACUUGUUCACUCACUGUCUAACUAGCGUAUGUUACUCUAAAUCUUUUUUCGAUCAAGAUGAAAUAGGUUCAGAAAAGAUCUAGAUUAAACAGUUAGCCUAUCAUGCCUCUGACUAGUAUAAAUAUUGUUUGUGUUCUUCAGUCAU
This is a messenger RNA of Aegilops tauschii subsp. strangulata, 859 nucleotides long. The record is from RefSeq and is a predicted model, not a curated record. Lineage: Eukaryota; Viridiplantae; Streptophyta; Magnoliopsida; Poales; Poaceae.